AUGGCCAAGCUACAUGAAUCAGUAGGUAAUAUCAAAGAAUUUUCUGAUGCACUUCAAGCUAAGACAUCUUCUGAUAUAUCCACAGAUAUCUCUGAAAUAGUAUCUACUCUAGCCAUUACUGAUAUGUCACAAAACCUCUUUAAUUCAAUAAUAGAUCAACCAGAAUGUUUAGUUGCUUCGAUAUCAAUAUCUACUAAUAUAUCUCUACUCUCUAAGAUCGUAUACGUAGAACCUGUAGAUGAUAAAGCAGAAUCUUCAUCUAAGAUCAUUGAUUCAUUAUUAGUCAGAGAUAUCUAUUUAUGUAAAAAUCUAGCAAGAAGGAAAUAUUGCAUCCUUCAUGCAUUCAAAAUUCGAAAAGAUAUAAUAAUUCUCCAACUAUAUAAAGGAUGUGGGCAAGAAACUAAAUUGAGUGUUCAGCUUUGUGUACUAUGUAGACAAGGUAGAGAAAGAGCAUAUAGAUAUUAUGUGUUAAAGAUAUGA
Scutellospora calospora is the source of this 480-nucleotide messenger RNA. Lineage: Eukaryota; Fungi; Glomeromycota; Glomeromycetes; Diversisporales; Gigasporaceae. The record is from the annotation of a GenBank genome assembly.